Molecule: messenger RNA, 2228 nt
Organism: Ilex paraguariensis (yerba mate)
Lineage: Eukaryota; Viridiplantae; Streptophyta; Magnoliopsida; Aquifoliales; Aquifoliaceae
Source: the annotation of a GenBank genome assembly
CAUUGCAUUAUGUUUUCUCCUAAAAUGUAUUCAUUGGUCUUAGAGUUACCUGGUGUGGUUCAAGUCAUUCCUAAUCGCCUUUACAAGCUGCAAACAACUAGGAGCUGGGAUUACCUUGGCCUCUCGUCACAUUCUCCCUCGAAUCUUCUGCAUAGAACUGAAAUGGGCGAUGGUGUCGUACUUGGUCUCCUUGACACAGGGAUAUGGCCGGAAUCUGAAGUUUUCAGCGAUGAAGGCCUGGGGCCAAUCCCCUCCAGAUGGAAGGGUUUUUGUGAGUCAGGGGAGCUCUUCAACGCAGCAAAGAACUGUAACAGGAAACUAAUAGGAGCUCGUCACUUCAUCAAGGGUUUCCAAGCCGAGUAUGGGCGGCCAUACAAUACUACUGAAGAGCAGGAGUACAUGUCCUCCAGAGAUUCAAUUGGACAUGGCACACACACAUCUACCAUUGCAGGUGGCUCUUUUGUGACCAAUGUGAGCUAUAAUGGACUCGGUCUUGGCACAGUUAGGGGUGGUGCACCCCGGGCUCGGCUGGCUAUGUAUAAAGUGUGCUGGAAUUUGGAUGGUGGAGUAUGUGCAUCUGCAGAUAUAUUGAAAGCCUUUGAUGAAGCCAUACACGAUGGAGUUGAUGUUUUAUCACUGUCCAUUAGCUCAGAUUUACCCUCGUUCUCUGAAAUUGACAGCCGUGAUGCAAUUUCUUUUGGUUCAUUUCAUGCUGUUGCAAAUGGGAUAACCGUUGUUUGUGCAGCUGGAAAUUCAGGGCCAGGUGCUCAAACAGUACAGAACACAGCACCAUGGAUUUUAACUGUUGGAGCCAGCACAGUUGACCGGUCAUUUCCUACACCCAUCACACUUGGAAACAACCAAACAUUCAUGGGUCGAGCCAUGUUUACAGGAAAUGAUACUGGCUUCAUCAGCUUGAUGUACCCAGAGGUCUCUGAUCUUGCAAUGCCUCGUUAUUGUGAAUCCCUUUCACCAAAUGACACUUCAAUGGCUGGAAAUGUGGUGCUCUGCUUCACUUUGGACAUCAACCAGAAUUUUGUGGAGAUCGCUGAAUGGGCAGUCCAAGGGGCUGGUGGUAUGGGGAUAAUCGUUGCUAAGAAUCCCAGUAACAUUCUAUAUUCAUCCAGCGUUGACUUUCCAUGUGUUCAAGUAAGCUACGAACUUGGUACUCAGAUACUAUAUUACAUCCGUUCAACCAGGUAUCCACAGGUGAGGCUAAGACCCUCCAAAACACAUGUCGGUAAACCUGUGUCAACCAAUGUGGCAUACUUCUCAUCUCGAGGUCCCAGUUCAGUUGCCCCUGCAGUGCUUAAGCCAGACGUAGCAGCUCCAGGAGUCAAAAUAUUGGCAGCAGUUCCUCCUUUUGAUCCAACCAUGAAUAAUGCAUUUGAUUUUCUAUCUGGAACAUCCAUGGCAACCCCUCAUGUCUCAGGCAUUGUUGCGCUUCUCAAAUCCUUGCACCCAGAUUGGUCUCCAGCAGCUAUCAAGUCAGCAAUUGUCACAACAGCAUGGACGACCGAUCCUUGGAGAGAACCAAUUUUUGCAGAGGGAGACCCGAUAAAGCUUGCUGAUCCAUUUGAUUUUGGAGGUGGAAUCGUGAACCCUAACAGAGCACAGGAUCCUGGUCUUAUAUAUGACAUGGGCAUAGCAGAUUACAUUCACUAUCUCUGUGCCAUGAAGUAUGAUGAUACUUCCAUAGCUCGGCUUACACAACAAGCCACAUUCUGCCCCAGCAGAGUACCCUCAAUUCUAGAUGUGAACCUUCCUUCUGUAACCAUACCAAGCCUCAAAGACUCGAUCACUCUCAGGAGAACCGUGACAAAUGUUGGAGCUGCAAAUUCCAAAUACAAAGCAGUAAUCAAGCCUCCACUGGGAAUUAUCAUAGCAAUAACACCUGAGUAUUUGAUCUUCACCUCUGAGAUCAAGACCAUCUCCUUCACCAUCACGAUUUCCACAAGUCACCAGGUCAGCACAGGGUACUGUUUUGGGAGCUUGACGUGGACUGACAGGAUGUAUGAAGUAAAAAUUCCCAUAUCAGUGAGAACUGAACUUACGAAUUUUAUGUAGAUUAUCAUUAAACACUAUCCAUAAGUAGCAUAGCAUAUCGAAUUUCUAUUUGUAGUACUACUAUAUUGAAUAUGAAUGAUGAUCAAUAUGUGAGAUCUAUGUGAAGAUUCCAAACUAAAACAAAGCAAAUAAGAAGUUUUCUCACAUACUCCAAUCUUUUC